AUGGCCAACCUCGCAGCUCGUCCCGCCGCCGUCUUCAAUCUAUCCUCAUCGACAAAUACUCCACCAGCUAGCUCGAUAGGCGGUGGCCGGGACGACUUGGCGGGCGAUGCUGACGACGAUGACGACCUCGACAAUGACGAUGAUGUGCCACUUCCCUUCCCUGCCGCCCUCCCCCGCUCCGACUUCCUGAAGCCCGACUUCGAGCCGGCAGAGUACCUCUCCGCGCUACCACACCGCCACCAGACGCUGGAGGAUCUGCGUUCCGACCUCCGCGAGCGCAGCUCAGCCAUCAGCACCGAGCUCCUGGAGCUGGUCAACUCGAACUACACUGCCUUCCUGUCGUUAGGCACCGAGCUGCGCGGCGGCGACGACAAGGUCGAGGACGUGCGCGUCGCCAUGCUGGGCUUCCGCCGCGCCGUCGAGGACGUCAGGGCCGGCGUCGCCCAGAGGCGGGAUGAGGCGGCCCGGCUCAACGAUGAUCUGAGGCGUGUGCGGUCGGGCAUCCAGCGCGGGCGGGACAUGCUCGAGCUGUCAGAUCGGUUGGCCUCUCUGGAGGACAGGCUGGUCCUCGGGAGCACUCCCGCCGCCGACGCUGAUGGUGACGAUGACGACACCUGGAGUGCCGAUAGCGAGAGCAAUGCGGAAGAGGAGGGAGAGGAACGAGGAGAUGACGAUGCCAGUGGGAAGAAGAAGACAGAGGGUGGCGGCGGACUCGUUGCUACCUCGCCGUCUAAGCUGUCCGUGCUCGCACAGGAGUGCCGUCGUAUCAUGAGCAUGAUGGCUGCCAUGGACCAGGACCACCCCUUCGUCAUCAGGCAGGAGGAGCGCCUCAUGAGAUGCCGCAAUACCCUCCUGCUCGACUUGGGCAACGCUCUUAAAGAGGCCAGGGCCGCGGGACCCAAGGGGCAGGACCGCGUCAUCAAGUAUCUGGCCAUAUAUCGCGUUAUAGAUGCCCAGGGCGAAGCUAUCAAGUUGCUGAAGAGGCGGUAA
Molecule: messenger RNA, 990 nt
Organism: Geosmithia morbida
Lineage: Eukaryota; Fungi; Ascomycota; Sordariomycetes; Hypocreales; Bionectriaceae
Product: conserved oligomeric Golgi complex subunit 2
Exons: 1
Coding region: 1-990 (329 amino acids)
Biological process (GO): intra-Golgi vesicle-mediated transport; Golgi organization; protein transport
Cellular component (GO): membrane; COG complex
Source: RefSeq, a predicted model, not a curated record